Cebus imitator (Panamanian white-faced capuchin) is the source of this 1073-nucleotide messenger RNA. RefSeq lists its product as uncharacterized. Bases 1 to 630 code for a protein of 209 amino acids. The record is from RefSeq and is a predicted model, not a curated record. The transcript has 4 exons. NCBI's taxonomy places the organism in Eukaryota, Metazoa, Chordata, Mammalia, Primates, Cebidae.
AUGUCUUUAAAUGUAUGGCGAAACGCCGACAGGAAAACGCCGAAGUGUAAAGGGCGGCUGCUGGGGACGCGUGGGACCGUGCAAGGGCAGCGUAUCGCUUUUAGGAAAUCGGAACCCACGCGCGAGUCCAAGGGAGCGGGGCCCGGGCUGGGUGCCCCGGGGAGGCGCACGUACCUUGUCCCGCGGCCUGAGGCUGCGCUGCCCCGCGCGGAGGGAGGCCGAGCCCGGAGGAGGCGCGCGGCGCCGGGCAGGGGCGCCAGGGGUGGGGCCUUGCUGACCCUGGAAAGUCUGCUCCUCCUAGGGCUGGCCAGUUCCUACCGGGGAGCGUGCCUACCUUUCAAACGCAGACCGACCAAUCCAGAGCCCGUACUACACCACCUCCUUAGUUCUGAUAAUGUCACUUGCCAAAUGAGGAAUGACGAGGUUCAUAAACUUGGAAAGAAGAGGUUUCUUCUCAGAAAGGGGUGCAGGCUGCAGGGCGGCCAUUGUGACAGGCUGAGAAGCAGAGCCUCUGGCCAGAAGCCAGAAACAGACCCUUCCAGGGGCAGAAGAACAAGACAGGAGUUUAUGCUGAAUGAAGUGGCCAAAUACACACAUUUGAUGAGCUAUGGGAGGAGCCCUGAAUAUUGAUGAGAGGAGAAAUAUGCGCGUGUGUAAUCAAGCUCCGUGUCUUUCCUGGGGACCUGGGUUAGCGUGAUCUGAGGGUGGCUGUUUCAGGCCUCUGACAUGAAAAGAUGAAGCAGAGGACUUGAAAAUCCUCACUGUGCAGCCCCUGGAGACUGGCCAGAAUGACUUCAUGGCCAGUAGUGUCUUAUCUAACCACUCCGUGGCCAGUAGUCCUCUUAUCAAGGGUGCCAGUCAGUUCUUUUGUCCAGACCACAUAAGGGCAGGGCAGCAUCAGGUGGCUAGUUGAUAUCAGGAAUGAAGCCUCUUUCCCAAGGGCUGGUUUCUGCUUAGCCCCCUAGGAAAGAAAGUCUCAUGGUGGUUAUCCAGGGCAUGAGGGCUAUAAUGAGGCGUGUCUGACCUUCCAUCCCAUCAUGACCAGGAACUCAGUUUUCCAGGUUUCUCUGGAG